AUGAAAGGUACUGGAGUCCGUGUUUUCAGAGAUGAUGAUGAAAUCCAAGGAGGGCAAAACAUCAAAGACGAACUUUGGCAAGCAAUUGAGAGCUCCAAAAUCUACAUGCCCGUCUUCUCUAAGACAUACGCAUCAAGUAAAUGGUGCCUCAAGGAGCUGGCGAAGAUGACAGAGGUUACAUCCCGAUCAAAUGGAACGAAAGAGAUCCUUCCCAUUUUCUUCGACGUGAGCCCAGGUGAUGUCAAGCUUAAAACUUCACUUUACAAAAAUGAGCUAUCCAAUCAUGCGAAGAUGUAUGAAGCUGACAAAGUAAAAGCGUGGGAAAAGGCGCUCAUGGAGGUUGGCAAGCUUAAGGGAUGGAAACCGAGAAACGUAGGCCAUGGCAGACUCAUCACAUCGGUCGUUGAAGAUGUUUUAAUUAAGCUGAACAACAGAAACAAGAUUCUGACCAAACAUUUAGUGGAAGAUCGCAAGCAGGUCGACGCUGUAAUGGAACUGCUGGACAUUAAUUCUGGCGGCACUCAUUCUGUGGGAAUCCGUGGGAUUGGGGGAAUCGGCAAAACGACACUUGCGAAAGUUAUUUUCAACAAAUUAUCCCCUCACUUUGACUGCAGCAGCUUCCUCGAAAAUGUUCGAGAGAUAUCACGACGGUCAGAUGGCCUUGUGUACUUGCAGAAGAAACUCUUAUCAAGCAUUCACCGAUCAAGAAAUAAUGAACUUUAUGAUGUUGAUUGUGGGAUCGACAUGAUAAGAAGACAGCUUUCAAAUAAAAAGGUUCUCAUUGUUGUUGAUGAUAUGGAAGAGAAAGAUCUUCUGGAAAAGCUAGUUGGUGAGUGUGAUGGGCUGAAAUCUGGUAGUAGAGUCAUCAUAACCACUAGGAACUUAAGUGCCAUUCGAAAUGAACCAAAAACAAUCUUGGAUUAUGAAGUCAAGGAAAUGGAAUCCGAUCAAUCCCUUCAGUUGUUUUGUAGACAUGCUUUUGGAAAAGACUUUCCUCCAGGUGAUUAUGAAAGUCUUGCAAGGGAAAUUGUGUCUACUUUGGGGAACCUUCCGUUAGCUGUGGAGGUGAUAGGAUCUUCUCUUUCUUGCAAGCACGACAAUAGAGCUUUAUGGAUAGAAGUAUUGGAGAAGUUAAGGAAAGCUCCUUUGGGGAAAGUCCGAGAAUCGUUGAUGAUAAGUUAUGAAGAAUUAGAGAAAGAACAAAAACAAGUGUUUCUGGAUAUAGCAUGCCUUUUUGUCCAGGAAGAUAAAACUUACCCAAUUUUCAUGUGGAGUGAUUGUAACUACUAUCCUAAUUAUGCAAUUGAUGUCCUUCUUCAUAGGUCCCCGAUAAAAGUUGAAAGCGAUAGCAAAUUCCGGAUGAAUGACCAAGUACGAGACCUUGGAAGGCACAUUGUCCAGGAAGGGGAUUAUGGCAAAAAGCUGAAAGCUUUAGACCUGAGAAACUGCAAAUGCUUAACAAGGACACGACUUGUCAAACUUCGUGGAGUUGGAGAUAUUGAUACUCGCUGGCUGCUCCAGAUCUUGGACUUGUCAUGUACUCGUAUUUCCGGAUUGCCAGCCACAAUCACUUAUCCAUCUCACCUAGAAGAGUUACAUGUCCGGGAUUGUAGGGAUCUUACGGGUGAAAUCCCAGAUGCAAUUGGCAGACUAUCCUGCUUGAGGGUCUUGGACUUCUCUGGUACUUGUAUUUCUGGUUUGCCUGCCACGAUCAGUUUUCUCCCUUGCCUUAAAGAACUUGGGUUGAAGGAGUGUGAGGAGCUUCGACUAGUGCCAAAGCUUCCCUCUAGUUUGAUAAGCCUUGUCCUUGAUGCUUAUCAUUGUGAAAUCAUCCCAGACCUCUCGAACUUAGUUACUUUAGAUCACUUGGACUUGUCCUUUCAUAGGUAUAAGCUCAAGGCUCCUUACCAGUUAGAGGAACUUCUGUCCCCUUGGAAGAUUGUAGAAUCCAUUCACCAGCUUCCAUCUAGUUUGUCAACCUUGCAUCUCACGGAUAUACCACCACCGCAGCAAUUUUCCAACUUCAUGAACCUGUCGAGUCUCUCCAUUUCUAGCUGCUCAAUGGCACAUCUCCCAGAGCUUGAACACUUGAAGAAGUUAAGGGAAUUGUCCAUAAAAGUGUGUCCAUCCCUCGAGAGAAUACCAGAUCUAUCAUGCUUGAAGAGUCUAGAAACCUUGUAUUUGUCUGAGCUAGGAAGUCUUGUUGCGAUACAAGGUCUGGAGGAGUUGGAAUCCUUGGAGUCACUACAGAUCAUCUGCUGUGAGUCAUUAGAAGGAUUACCUCAACUAUCGAAGUUGGUAAAGCUCAAAUCUUUUGAGCUACACGAUUGCCACGUGUUACAAGCCAUCGAGGGUCUCGGUUGCUUACAACGUUUGAAGCAUUUGACUAUUCUGGGUUGCGUGACCCUGAAACGGUUGCCUGAUUAUCCGAGGUCCACCAAGCUAGACACUGAUUGGAAAGAACCAGAAACAUCAAGUGCUGAUUAG
Eucalyptus grandis is the source of this 2487-nucleotide messenger RNA. Its product is annotated as TMV resistance protein N-like. Gene Ontology annotation, biological process: defense response; signal transduction. Lineage: Eukaryota; Viridiplantae; Streptophyta; Magnoliopsida; Myrtales; Myrtaceae. The transcript has 4 exons. Gene Ontology annotation, molecular function: ADP binding. The record is from RefSeq and is a predicted model, not a curated record. Bases 1 to 2487 code for a protein of 828 amino acids.